Populus trichocarpa (black cottonwood) is the source of this 3362-nucleotide messenger RNA. Its product is annotated as probable copper-transporting ATPase HMA5. Gene Ontology annotation, cellular component: membrane. Lineage: Eukaryota; Viridiplantae; Streptophyta; Magnoliopsida; Malpighiales; Salicaceae. The coding region runs from base 258 to 3209 and encodes 983 amino acids. Gene Ontology annotation, biological process: monoatomic cation transport. The record is from RefSeq and is a predicted model, not a curated record. Gene Ontology annotation, molecular function: ATPase-coupled monoatomic cation transmembrane transporter activity; ATP hydrolysis activity; ATP binding. The transcript is spliced from 6 exons.
UCAACCUAAGAUUCUCAAUCAUAAACCAUUUAGAAGAACCUUUCUCUAUAUCCACUACCUCUCGCUAAGAGUCCCCCAGCUUUCAAACUUUGUUAUAAAGGAACACAAAAUACAGACAAUGCCGUGAAGACAAUAAUGUUGUCUUCCUGAGAAAUUGCUCGAAGUUUCAGUAUUUUGAUGUUUUGUGCAGCAAUAUCUUAACUGCCAAAACUACGAGCUCCACAAGCAUAAAACGCAGCCACCUUUCUAGCAUUUUAAUGGCUACCAUGUUCUUGAAAUUAACUUGUUUACGCAGGGAGAAUUGUGGGGACCUGCUGGCAAGGCCACACUAUCCAUCGAUGCCAAAGUAUCCGAAAGGCGUGGCAGGGGACGUGAAGGGAACAGAGGUGAAGGCAAUGUUUUCAGUCGAAGGGAUGACAUGUUCUGCUUGCGCUGGUUCAGUUGAGAAAGCUAUCAAAAGGCUUCCUGGAAUUCUUGAAGCCGUCGUUGAUGUCUUGAACAAUAGGGCUCAAGUCCUGUUUUACCCCAGUAGUCUUGUUAAUGAAGAAACUAUUCGUGAGACUAUUGAAGAUGCUGGAUUUCAAGCCACAUUGAUUGAAGAUGAGAUCAAUGAAAGAUCCAGUCAAGUAUGCAGAAUUCAGAUCAAUGGAAUUAGAUGCACUUCGUGCUGCUGUACAGCUGAAAUAGUUCUGCAAGCAAUUCAUGGUGUACAAAGAAUCCAGGUGGCCUUGGAAACCGAAGAGGCUGAAGUUUACUAUGAUCCAAAGAUCCUGAACUACAACCACCUACUAGAAGCCAUGGAAGAUAUAGGAUUUCAAACCAUGCUUGUUAGCGCUGGAGAAGACGUGAGCAAGAUAGAUCUUAAAGUUGAUGGUUUAGGGGCAGGUCAUUCAAUGCAAAUAAUAGAAAAUUCUCUUCAAACACUUCCAGGAGUUCAAGUAAUCGAGAUAGACCCUGAACUCGAUAAAGUUUCCAUCUCUUACAAACCAAGUAUGACAGGUCCUAGAAAAUUCAUCAAAGCCAUUGAAUCAGCUGGGUCUGAAAAUUUCAAGGCACUUGUAUAUCCACAAGGAGAAGAGAAAGAAAGUCACAGACAAGAUGAAAUCAAGCAAUACCGUAGCACCUUCUUAUGGAGUUUGGUUUUCACAAUUCCUGUGUUUCUAAUCUCCAUGGUAUUUAUGUAUAUCCCCAUAAUUAACUGUCAGCUAGACACCAAAGUAGUCAAUAUGCUAAAUGUAGGAGAGGUAUUGAAAUGGAUGCUAUCCACCCCAGUGCAAUUCAUUAUAGGCCGGCGAUUCUAUACUGGAUCUUAUAAGGCAUUGCGGCGCGGUUCAGCUAACAUGGAUGUUUUGAUUGCUUUAGGAACCAAUGCAGCCUACUUCUAUUCAGCCUACUCAGUACUGAGAGCUGCUGGCUCUCCAGAUUUUGAGGGUACCGAUUUCUUCGAGACUAGCUCAAUGCUAAUCUCAAUUAUUCUUCUUGGGAAGUACCUCGAGGUAAUGGCUAAGGGAAAGACAUCUGAGGCCAUUGCCAAGCUUAUGGACUUGGGACCUGAGACGGCAAUAUUAUUAACGCUGGAUGAUUAUGGGAACAUUUUAAGCGAAGAAGAAAUAGACAGUAGGCUGGUACAAAAAAAUGAUGUGAUCAAAAUUCUUCCCGGUGCAAAAGUUGCUUCAGAUGGUCUUAUCAUCUGGGGGGCAAGCCAUGUGAAUGAGAGCAUGAUAACAGGAGAAGCAAUACCAGUGAAGAAGGGGGUGGGUGACCCUGUGAUUGGAGGCACUUUAAAUGAAAAUGGGGUACUGCAUAUUAAAGCAACGAGGGUUGGAUCAGACAGUGCCCUUUCACAUAUUGUUCGGCUUAUUGAAUCAGCUCAAUUGGCUAAAGCUCCGGUGCAGAAAUUUGCUGACACUAUAUCCAAAUACUUUGUGCCUCUGGUCAUCAUUCUUUCAUUUUCAACUUGGCUAACCUGGUUUUUAGCUGGAGUGUUCCAUGGCUAUCCAAAAUCAUGGAUACCACAUUCCAUGGAUAGCUUUCAGCUCGCACUCCAAUUUGGAAUCUCUGUCAUGGUCAUAGCCUGCCCAUGUGCUCUUGGAUUGGCCACUCCGACUGCUGUGAUGGUUGGUACAGGAGUUGGAGCAUCUCAAGGUGUUCUAAUCAAAGGGGGGCAAGCAUUAGAAAGUGCACAUAAGGUGAACUGCGUCAUCUUUGACAAAACUGGAACUCUUACAAUUGGAAAACCAGUGGUGGUCAAAACAACACUGUUGAAAAGCAUGGUACUUCAAGAUUUUUAUGAACUCAUUGCAGCAACUGAGAUGAAUAGUGAGCACCCUUUGGCCAAGGCUAUUGUAGAAUACGCAAAGAAGAUCAGAGAAGAUGAAGAAGACCCUGUUUGGCCUGAAGCAAGAGCUUUUGAGUCCAUUACUGGCUAUGGAGUGAAAGCAACUGUCAGAAACAAGGAAAUAAUAAUUGGAAACAAGAGCUUAAUACUGGACCAGAACAUUGCUAUUCCAGUUGAUGGAGAACUGAUGCUUGCCGAAACUGAAACAAUGGCUCAAACUGGGAUUUUAGUAUCUAUUGACCGGGAAGUGACUGGAAUUCUAGCCAUAUCAGAUCCUUUAAAACCUAGUGCCUGUGAAGUCAUUUCGAUUCUCAAGUCCAUGAAAGUUAGGAGCAUCAUGGUCACAGGUGAUAAUUGGGGAACUGCCAAUUCAAUUGCGAAGGAAAUUGGGAUUGAAACUGUUAUUGCAGAAGCCAAGCCUGAGGAGAAAGCUGAGAAAGUGAAGGAAUUACAGGCUACAGGCUUUACAGUGGCCAUGGUAGGUGAUGGUGUAAAUGAUUCGCCAGCACUUGCAGCAGCCGAUGUUGGAAUGGCAAUUGGUGCAGGCACAGAUAUUGCUAUAGAGGCAGCUGACAUAGUUCUGAUGAAGAGCAAUUUGGAGGAUGUGAUUACUGCUAUAGACCUAUCUAGGAAGACCUUUUCCCGGAUUCGCCUAAACUACAUAUGGGCUUUGGGGUAUAAUCUCAUUGGCAUCCCGGUAGCUGCCGGGGCGCUUUUUCCUGGCACCGGACUCCGUUUACCACCAUGGGCUGCUGGAGCUGCAAUGGCAGCAUCUUCAGUCAGUGUGGUUCUGUGCUCCCUCUUAUUGAAGAAUUACAGAAGGCCCAAGAAACUGGAAAAUCUAAAUAUUCAUGGAAUAAAGAUUGAGUGAUUAAUAGCACUAGUUUCGACUCAGGUUUUCUGAAUAGAUGUUGAUCAGGAGUUGAUUGAGAGCAAUGUAGACGAUACGUAGAAAACGUUGCCAAUUGACUAGUGCUCCAUGAGAUAUUAUAUGAAGGAAAUUUGCAAGAAAGAUUUUAAACAA